Humulus lupulus (European hop) is the source of this 1395-nucleotide messenger RNA. Its product is annotated as phosphomannomutase. The coding region runs from base 418 to 1158 and encodes 246 amino acids. Gene Ontology annotation, biological process: GDP-mannose biosynthetic process; mannose metabolic process; protein N-linked glycosylation. Lineage: Eukaryota; Viridiplantae; Streptophyta; Magnoliopsida; Rosales; Cannabaceae. Gene Ontology annotation, cellular component: cytosol. The transcript has 13 exons. The record is from RefSeq and is a predicted model, not a curated record. Gene Ontology annotation, molecular function: phosphomannomutase activity.
GUUCCAUUUUAUAAACUUUUAAAUAUAAAUUAUUGGUAUGAUAAGUUCUGUAUUUCUUUCUCUGUUCAAACUUUUUACUUUUUCCAGGAGUUUUUCUCUAAAACUCUUGUUUUUGUGUGGGUUGCGGUCAUUCUUUUGUUGAAGCAUCCAUACUUGGGCAGUCUCAGCUUCUCCCUCUCCUCCAUCCCCAGCUACCCCCAUCUCCAAUCCACCACGCCAGAUCGUCGCACCUUUCCCGUCAGAGAGCCUUCCCGUCGCAUACUCGCAGCUAUCUCCACGCUGCCGAGCCUUACCUCUCGCGGCUUCGCAGUCGACUCUUUGCCCGUGGACUUCAGCGGCUGCAAACUACUCGGCCUUCCCGUCGGCUCCUUGUCCGUGCGUUCACCAACCCAUUUAUAAUAUUUUCAACUAGAGAAAAUGGCAUUGAGGAAGCCUGGUGUGAUUGCUUUGUUUGAUGUUGAUGGCACUCUCACAGCUCCAAGAAAGGAGGUUACUCCCCAAAUGCUUGGAUUUAUGCGUGAACUCAGAAAGGUCAUCACAGUCGGUGUUGUGGGGGGAUCUGACCUUAGUAAGAUAACAGAGCAACUCGGGAAGACAGUUAUUGGUGAUUAUGAUUAUGUAUUUUCUGAGAAUGGCCUUGUGGCUCACAAAGAUGGGAAGCUCAUCGGCACCCAGAGCUUGAAGACACAUCUUGGAGAAGACCAGCUCAAGGAAUUUAUCAAUUUUACACUUCACUAUAUUGCUGACUUGGAUAUUCCAAUAAAAAGAGGAACAUUUAUAGAGUUUCGAAGUGGGAUGAUCAACGUCUCACCAAUUGGGAGAAACUGCAGCCAGGAAGAAAGGGAUGAAUUUGAAAGAUAUGACAAGGUUCAAAAUAUACGCCCAAAAAUGGUUUCAGUGCUAAGGGAGAAGUUUGCUCAUCUCAACCUGACAUUCUCCAUAGGAGGACAAAUUAGCUUUGAUGUCUUUCCCCAAGGCUGGGAUAAAACAUAUUGCUUGAGAUACCUUGAUGACUUCCAAGAAAUCCAUUUCUUUGGUGACAAAACUUACAAGGGUGGAAACGACCAUGAAAUUUAUGAGUCGGAACGAACUGUAGGUCACACAGUUACUAGCCCUGAAGAUACAGCUGAGCAGUGUAAAGCUCUAUUCCUAGCUUAACCCUGAGAUUGAGCUAAAGCUGUUGGUUCUUCAAAUAUGUGCCAUUUGUGAUUUCCGUGAGAAUAAAUACCAGGCAGAAGUCUUCAUGGAAAUGUGUAAUUUUAUAUCAUUUUCUUGAAAAAGGACAAAAAUAUGUUGAUUGAGAACUUGUCAUUGUAAUUCUUUUAGUAUCUUUAUAAUUAUUCUUAUGUAUCUGUUUUCAUCUUAUUGAAUAAAGCCAUUUUCAUUUGCAUUGCU